Annulohypoxylon maeteangense is the source of this 415-nucleotide messenger RNA. RefSeq lists its product as uncharacterized. The record is from RefSeq and is a predicted model, not a curated record. Bases 44 to 415 code for a protein of 123 amino acids. The transcript has a single exon. NCBI's taxonomy places the organism in Eukaryota, Fungi, Ascomycota, Sordariomycetes, Xylariales, Hypoxylaceae.
CAGUGAGUUGAUCUCACGGAAUUAUAUUAUUGCAAAUUGCAACAUGCCUACGAAAACAACCAGAUCCUACGACUCUGUCGACAGCAAUUGGACUUUUAUGUACGUCGUACUGAGCCUAAUCCCAGUAGCAUUUGUGGCUGUGGCGGUCCUUUCUACGAGGCGUGACAAGGCGAUACAGCGGGAGAAGAGCGAUAUGGAGAUGGCUAUCGUGCGUCGACAGACGUGGCCUCCGUGGAGGAAAGCCACCUCCGGCCCCAAGCGAUCAGGAGAGCCACAUGGGCAGUACCCGUAUGUGACAUCUCCGCCCCGGGUAGUGACAAACCCUCCCAUCCCGCCACGGAAUUUCGGCAGGUCCGUUAAGGAGAGUGAUGGCGAGGAGAUCGAUAGGCUCACAAGAGAUAGAGACUUCACAUAG